Molecule: messenger RNA, 1796 nt
Organism: Musa acuminata subsp. malaccensis (wild Malaysian banana)
Lineage: Eukaryota; Viridiplantae; Streptophyta; Magnoliopsida; Zingiberales; Musaceae
Product: protein BYPASS1-LIKE-like
Source: RefSeq, a predicted model, not a curated record
GAGCACGCAUAAUAAGCACCGUCUCACUCUCGCUCACUCAAUUAUUUCCAUGGAGGAGGGGUCGCCAUCAUUGCCUUUCCCAUCCCUAUCGGUUCCCCCUUUCUUAGGGCAUCUUGCAGAUCCACAAAUCCGGCUUGCUCGAAGUUCCAUCUGGCUUGCUCCGUUCCUUCUCCGAUCCCGAGUUCUGUAAGAAGAAUCGUCGUUGGGUCAUGUGAUCAUGCCGGCCACGGACUACCAGGGCUCUUCUAUCCCUUUCGCCUCCAUCGGCCGGUCCAUCCUGAGCAUCCGCCGUGACCAGGUCCACGCCGUCGACAGCCAACAACAUGACUCUUCCUCCGGUGACCUCGGGGUUGAGGCCUUCCAGAAGCACGUCGCCGACCUCUUCCUCGACCUCGCUUCCGCCUCCUCGUCUUCGACGGCCGAUGAGCUUCUCUCCCUCGCUUGGGUCCGCAAGCUGCUCGACAGUUUUCUCAUCUGCCAGGAGGAGUUCCGGGGCAUCCUCUUCGGCUGCGGCAAGGGCCAGGAGAUGAUGCUCUCUCGGCGCCCCCUCGACCGUUUCUUGUCCGACUUCUUCGACCGCGCCGUCAAGGCCCUUGACGUCUGUAAUGCCGUCCGCGACGGCGUCGACCAGCUGCGCCAGUGGCGCCAGCACCUCGAGAUCGCGCUCGCGGCCCUCGGCGGCGGCCGGCCCCUCGGCGAGGGCCAUCUGCGUCGCGCCCGCAAGGCCCUCACCGACCUCACCAUCCUCAUGCUCGACGAGAAGGAGGCCGCCGGAGGGCCCGCCCUCAGCCACCGCAAUCGCUCUUUCGGCCGCGCUGGCAAGGAGCCGCCUCACCACCGGCGUGGCGGUAGUGGUGGCGCCGCAGCCUCGUUGGGGAACUUCCGUUCCCUAUCCUGGAGCGUCUCCCGGUCAUGGUCCGCCGCACGGCAACUCCAGGCAAUCGGGAACAACCUCGCUGCGCCACGGGGCAACGAGGUCGCCGCGACCAACGGCCUGGCCGUCCCCGUGUACACUAUGGGCUCCGUGCUCUUCUUCGUGAUGUGGGCACUCGUGGCAGCGAUCCCGUGCCAGGACCGUGGCCUGCAGACCCAUUUCUCGGUCCCUCGGACCUUCCUCUGGGCCGCGUCGAUCACGUCACUCCAAGAACGUAUCUUUGAGGAAUCGAAGAAAAAGGACAGGAAGAACUCGUGCGGGCUGCUAAGGGAGAUCCACCAGGUCGAGAAGUGCAGCCGCCACUUGUCGGAGUUGUUGGACCUCGUCGAGUUCCCAUUGACGGAGGAGAAGGAAAUGGAGCUGAGGCAAGCGGUAGAGGAGUUGGCGGCGGUUUGCAAUGUCUUGAAGGAGGGACUGGACCCGUUGGAGCGGCAGGUGAGGGAGGUCUUCCUCAGGAUCAUGAGGAGCAGAACCGAAGGCUUGGAAUGCCUGAGCAGGUCACACGACCCCGAGUGAAUCACGUCAACCUAUGUGCGCCGCAGGCGUGUGCAUCUGCAUUUGGUUUUGGGCGAGGCUGUCUAUGGGAAGAAGGCGAUGAUGAAUCAAACGCCUUCUCGGACUAGUAAGAUGAAGCAAUUAAUGUUGCUCUUGCACUUGGGUUUGAUCACGGGUUGUGCAGAGACGCAGGGAGGAAAGCAGCUUCCUUUCCAGUGUUCUUCUCCAACAAUUUUAUAUAUACUGUACUCGUUUCCUGCAAAUUUCAUCUUCCUUUGCUUCUUCUUUGGCAUGUUUCUUUGGUAAUGGCAUGCAUGGCUUCAUUGUUUUAUAUUAUCUAACAUUGCAAUUCAUUAGGAUACCGUCA